Medicago truncatula (barrel medic) is the source of this 2038-nucleotide messenger RNA. RefSeq names its product zinc transport protein ZntB. Gene Ontology annotation, cellular component: membrane. The transcript is spliced from 8 exons. The record is from RefSeq and is a predicted model, not a curated record. Gene Ontology annotation, molecular function: metal ion transmembrane transporter activity. Bases 165 to 1784 code for a protein of 539 amino acids. Gene Ontology annotation, biological process: metal ion transport; transmembrane transport. NCBI's taxonomy places the organism in Eukaryota, Viridiplantae, Streptophyta, Magnoliopsida, Fabales, Fabaceae.
GGGUCUCUGCGCGCGCAUCUCGGAUUUCUUUUCUGAAAUUUAUUAUUUAUUACUAGUAAUUUAAUUAAAAAAGUAUAUAUUAUUCUUAGCAACCUCUUGUUUGUUUGAGGAUUGAGAAGCUUCUACACUCUCCAGUCUCCACUUUACUUUACUCUGGGAGGAAAAUGAGUGAUGCAGAAGAUCAAUCACAUUCUUCACGAAACAAGUGGCAACCAGAAAGCUAUAAAAAUCAUCCUGCUAGAGAUCUCAAUUCUGGAAGUGACCUUUGGACAGAUGGACUUAUCUGUGCUUUUGAGUUUGUUCGAGGAAAGAAAAGACCAGUUAAGUCGAAAUCCUCGUCAAAUAUUACAAACAGACCACAUUUUGAUGGCCGAUAUUCAAAGAUGCAUGUCCCUUCAAAUGGUGUAAUAUUUGAUGAUGACAAAGAGGUCCCGAUCUUUCAGGUUGGCCAAUCUCAUUCCCCAGAAGAGCAUGGGGGUGAUCAUUGGGUACCGAUUGGAUGGUCCAGAAUCUCAGAACUUGUCCAAGCAGUUCAAGUUGAUGCCGUCUGGUCUUCACAUCAAUUUGAAUUUGACGAUUCUGAAGAUGAUUUUACUGCAGCAGAUCUGGCUGCUCCCUAUUGGGAGCGUCCAGCUGGGCCUAGAUGGUGGUGCCACGUUUCUGCAGGUCACCCUGCUGUUGAGGCUUGGCUCAGCAAUGCUCAAUGGCUACAUCCUGCUGUUGGUUUAGCUUUGAGAGACGAAAGCAAACUUAUAAGUGAGCGGAUGAAGCACCUUCUCUAUGAGGUUCCAGUGAGAGUCGCAGGAGGGCUGCUAUUUGAGCUCUUGGGACAAUCAGUGGGUGAUCCUCAUGUUGAUGAAGAUGAUAUUCCGAUUGUACUUAGGUCUUGGCAAGCACAAAACUUCCUAGUAACUGUAAUACAUAUAAAAGGUCCUGUGUCAAAGAUAAAUGUUCUCGGUAUAACAGAAGUUCAGGAGCUUCUUUCUACUGGAGGAUAUAAUGUGCCAAGAACAGCGCAUGAAGUUAUAGCACAGCUUGCUUCCCGUCUCUCACGGUGGGACGAUAGGUUAUUCCGGAAAUCUAUAUUUGGGACAGCAGAUGAGAUUGAAUUGAAGUUUAUGAACAGGAGAACCCAUGAAGAUUUGAAUUUUUUCAAUAUAAUUUUAAAUCAAGAAAUCAGAAAGUUAUCAGCACAGGUUAUCAGAGUGAAGUGGUCACUUCAUGCAAGAGACGAGAUUGUUUUUGAGCUUCUCCAACAUCUGAAAGGGAAUGGAGCAAGAAACUUGUUGGAAGGAAUAAAAAAGAGCACAAGGGAAAUGAUUGAAGAGCAAGAAGCAGUUCGUGGCCGUCUGUUUACCAUUCAAGAUGUUAUGCAGAGCACUGUUCGAGCUUGGUUGCAGGACAGAAGCCUUAGGGUGACUCAUAAUUUAGCUGUAUUUGGUGGUGUUGGCGUUGUUCUCACCAUCAUCACUGGUUUGUUUGGUAUCAACGUUGAUGGAAUACCUGGUGCAACAAAUACACCAUAUGCAUUUGGUGUCUUCACAGCCAUCCUCAUCUUUUUAGGAGCAGUGUUGAUUGUAGUUUGCCUUGUUUACCUUGGGCUGAAAACCCCCAUUGCUGAGGAACAGGUAGAAGUUAGGAAGCUUGAGCUGGAUGAAUUUGUGAAGAUGUUUCAACAUGAUGCAGAGAAUCAUGCCCAAGUCAGAAAAAAUGUUUCGAGGAAUAACUUACCUCCUACAGCUGGUGAUGCUUAUCGCAGAGGUGAUUUUCUUGUGAUACAAUAGAGAUUUUUUUUUUUUAACUGCCAAAAUAGAUUUUUAUUCAAAAUAGGUAAAACAAAGUACAUAUGGUACUAGACUCACGACUAAAAUGGGUUAUUAUAUAUAACUUAAAGAGCUAUACGAUGAGCUUCUUUCAUCUCUAAUUCUCAGUUUUUUUAUUAUCUCUUGAAGUUUCAUGAGACAGUUAUGUUAUGUUCUGCACUUUGAACUCCCAUUAAACUCACACAAUAAACUCAUAUUCUCGUAGUCAUAUUUAA